AUGAGGGCAUCCUUGCUGGCGUGUUCGCUUCUCUCUUUAUUCUCUAUCCCCUCUCUCGCUUCUCCUUCCGACAACGUCCUUGAAUCCAGAAAUGGUCGACUUGUGAAGAGAGCCGACGAUCCCGUCGACCCGGGUACCCUGUCUACUACCUUUAACGGUGUUGAAGUGCCUCCUAUGAAAGAUUUGACGCCUGAUAACUUCGAGGAAACCGUCAAGGACGGCUACUGGUUUAUUAAGCAAUUCUCUCCUGCCUGCCCGCAUUGCCAAAAGAUCGCUCCGGCAUGGCAGACACUCUAUGAAUACUACUAUACUUCGGAUCCUUUGGCCUCGUCCUCUUCGAAACCGUCCGAUACUAAGUCCCUGAACUCCUUCCAUGGCUUCUACAAUUUCCACUUUGCAUCGCUGAACUGCCAGGCCUAUGGCGACUUUUGCAAGAAAUUGGACGUCAAGUACUUCCCGCAAUUCUCGCUGUAUCACAAUGGUGAAAGGGUGGAGGAGUUCACUGGAAAGAAGUCAAUGGAAGGUCUGAGCGAGUACGUUGAAGACAAACUUGAAUCGAUCAAGCCUGGGUCUCGUCCUGCCAAGGGAGUUAACCUACCGAAGCCCGGCGCCAAGGGCGUGGAUACGAAGGCUGAACCAGAGGUUCCUGCUGCUAAAGACAAGGACCCCGAGGCAGGCGCCAAGGCUGGUGAAAAGCACAAUGAGCAAGUUUCCGCCGAGGAUGCGUCUUCUGACAAAGCCGCUGCGUUGAAGGCCAAAACGAAACCGAAGGGAGGUCCAGCAAACCCUCAAGGAAUCUCUGUUCCCCUCACCGCCGAGAGCUUCCAGAAACUUGUCACGACCACACAGGAUCCAUGGUUUAUUAAGUUUUAUGCCCCAUGGUGCCAUCACUGCCAGGCACUUGCCCCUAACUGGCAGCAAAUGGCCAGGGAAAUGCAAAACGUCCUGAACGUCGGAGAAGUAAACUGUGACGCUGAGCCCAGACUUUGCAAAGAUGCUCAUGUAUCGGCCUUUCCCACAAUGUAUUUCUUCCGGGGCGGUGAGAGGGUUGAAUACAACGGCCUUCGGGGCCUAGGCGAUCUAGUCAACUAUGCCAAGAAGGCAGUUGACGUUGGCUUGGGUGUUCAGGACGUCGACGCCACUUCCUUCAAGGAGCUGGAGGAGAAGGAAGAAGUCAUCUUCUUGUAUUUCUACGACCACGCUACGACAUCGGAGGAUUUUGAGGCUCUGGAGCGCCUAACUCUUAGCUUGAUCGGCCAUGGACGAAUUGUAAAAACGAACAGCGCAGCCCUGGCUGAACGGUUCAAGAUUUCAACAUGGCCCCGCCUUCUUGUUGUCCGAGACGGUCGAGCCAACUACUAUACUCCGAUUGCUCCCAAGGACAUGCGAGACUUCCGACAGAUCUUGGGAUGGAUGCGCACCGUGUGGUUACCCAUCGUCCCCGAACUUACCGCCUCCAACGCUGGAGAAAUCAUGGAUGGCAGGUACGUGGUUCUCGGAAUCUUGAGCCGGGGACGCUCGGACGAAUUCUUGCAGUCAAAGAGGGAGCUGAAGAGCGCGGCUCUUGAAUGGAUGGACAAGCAAGUUCAGUUGUUCCAGUUGGAACGGGCAGAACUUCGGGACGCCAAACAGCUCCGCAUUGAGGAGGCUGAUGACCGUAACGACCAGCGCGCGUUGCGAGCUGCCAAGAACAUGCGCAUCACAAUCCGUGAAGAUGACAAGAAACAGGUUGGCUUCGCCUGGGUGGAUGGCGACUUCUGGGAACGGUGGUUGAGAAAUGCCUAUGGUAUUGAUGUGGCAAAUGGGGAACGAGUCAUUAUCAACGAUCACGAUAACCGACGGUACUGGGACUCAUCUUCUAGCGGGUCUCCCAUCCUGGCCUCACGUACUUCUAUUCUCGAAACUAUUCCUCUUGUGAUCGCCAACUCCCCUAAACUGACACCGAAGUCCACUGUUGGCACUUUUGAGUCUAUCUUUUUCUUCGCUCGGUCCUUCAUCGUCAACCACCCCAUACUCUUCGUUCUCAUCCUGAUCGUCUCCAUUGUUGGUGCGACAUUGUUGGCUCGAGCCAGGGGCCGUCGUGCCGGCCGCGGUGGCAUUCUCGGUGUCACUAACGGCAGCAAUGGUUUCUUUCACCUUGAUGGGAAAGAAGGUCUGCUGAAUGGCGGCUCAACCGGCAAGUUCUCUCAGACCCUUCGUCGUGCUGCGGCCCAGACUGCUGGUGCCUACCGCUCUCCUUUCGCUCCCAAGUACACUACUCCUCUCAACUUCCACGGUGUGACCGUUGGCGCUGCUACCAAGUAUGCCCAGAUUGCCGCUACUUUCGGUGCCAGCGCCGGUGUCUUCGCCAUCUUCUUCUUCGGUGAAGUUCCCCGUGUCCGCAACGAUAUCCUGCGUCAGCUUCCCUUCUUCGACCAGUACUUCGACCGCACCAUUGCCCCCGAGGACAACCCCUUCUAA
Molecule: messenger RNA, 2460 nt
Organism: Aspergillus pseudonomiae
Lineage: Eukaryota; Fungi; Ascomycota; Eurotiomycetes; Eurotiales; Aspergillaceae
Product: putative disulfide isomerase
Exons: 8
Coding region: 1-2460 (819 amino acids)
Biological process (GO): mitochondrial electron transport, ubiquinol to cytochrome c
Cellular component (GO): endoplasmic reticulum
Molecular function (GO): protein disulfide isomerase activity
Source: RefSeq, a predicted model, not a curated record